GCAGCUCCGCGUCUCACUUCCAUCAUCUGGGAAGGGUAGAUGCUUUGUCACAGAUCACACGGGAAGGUGCUCCUUGUAGAUGGGCACGAUGUGGACGGAUGCUUGCGUCGUGCGUGUAGGCAAACGUGUUUACACCUCCUAGCCAUGGGAGCACGUUGGAGGUGGAUCCCCACGGCCGCCUCGCUUUAGCUGCUUCCUUCGUUGAGCCUCCUUCUUUGUUUCUGCAGAUUUUUUUUCCGCCGACACUUAAAGCUUCAAAAAAAAAAAAGUGGGUCUGAGUGUUUCUCGCUCUGGAAUUUCGAUGUUAUUUUAUUUUGAAUAAUUUUCUAUGUGGAUUACAAUUCAGAAUCAAACGGGAGUCUCUGAGGCAGCAGCCGAAGGAGAGGGGUGGUGUGAAAUAAUGAUGCGCUAAAAGAGAAAAGGCACAUUUUAUUCAUAGUUUUCGGAGGAGAAGGAGACCUUCUUGGAAGGACAGAAGACGGAUUAGUGGAACUUGUACAUUAACUAAAGAGGAACUGGAGGGGAAAAUACUCAAGAACAACAAACCAUGACAAACUUUUAUUUAAGAAUAAGGCAAACCAAGGGCGGGGGAGUAGAGUGAAUCCACUUCUCUUUUUCUUACCUCUUUUCUUACUUAUGGGCCAACAUUUCAGUGAAGAUCAUUCUUUUUCUUCACCUAUCUGUCAUCUUUCAGUCUUGUUUCAUGAUGGAUGUGGAGUAACUUCAGGAUAAUUCCUGUCCUGUGUUCACUCUGUUUGGAAGCCUCCUCUGUUCGGUUUUGAAUCCCCGUCAGACCUCUCUGAACAAACUGACUGUCAAAUUCUCUAUCUAGCUGACCAUUCCAGUGCAGUUCCUCCUCACUAUGAGUUUUCCCACGUCUCCCGGCUCAGAAGGUCUGCCUGCUGAAGUGUGACCACAUGAGCCAGGCCGGCGCACAGCAGCGACGCACCACCUACCUCAUCUCCCUCACUCUUGUGAAGGUUGAGGCUCUGGGCAAGGAUGGGGAUCAGCAGGAUGAAGCCUGGGCCCUUGGAAGAGGAGAGGGCCAUGGGAGCAGGCCUGGGGGGUCCAUGGAGGGAAGAAACAUGCCCUCCUCUGAACAUCGUCGGGAGAGGGCCCACGCAGAGUUGGGAGGGGAAGAUGGCUUUGGAGGGGCAGAGAGAGAAAAGGACAGACUCCUCAAAGAGAGGAGGCUGGUGGUGGAGAGAGUGUCUCCAGGAGGUGGUCAUAAGGCCCCAGAUCAGGGCCCUGGAGUUGACUGGCUGGAGGCCAGAGGGAGGGAAGCAGAGGUCCAGAGGGGUGCAGACAGGACCCCGGAAGCCCCACUGGGACCAGUGCCACCCUGGAGGACUGUGGACGUGGCAUCUCAGAAUCGCACCCCAAAUAAGUGUGCCAUCCCUCUGCGACUCAGCCAGAGGCCGAUGGACCUACCAGGAGCCCAGCGCGGUGAUAGAAGCUGGCAGGAGGCCAGAGGGAGUGCCCCCGCCCUUUCCCAGGACUUGGGUACCGACGUGGGUAGCGCUCUGGAGGCAGUCAUGGCCUUGGGACUCAACCGUGGGUCAUGGAUGGGGACCGAAGAGAAGGCGAGAGCUCAUGGUGGCAAUGUGGUGGGGGGAAGGGGCUCGUUUACACGCGACGCCCCUCGACCCGAAAAACUGAAGGCUGGUUCCGCCUCCCUGCCGGGCCCAGCCGGCCAGGUCGUCAAGCCUCCCCGCAAAGGUAAGAGCCGCACCCUGGACAACAGUGACCUGAACUCCUUGUCCGAGGACCUGCGGCGGGGAAAGGAGUCCCACGCGGCCAGCGAGGCACCAUACGGGCACCCACAGCGCGCGUCCGGCCGCGACCACAAGAUGCUGAAGUUCAUUAGCGGCAUUUUCACCAAGAGCACCACGGUCCCUACCGGCAGCACCACCAUUACCCCGCUCUAUAGCCCUUUGCAGCGGGAAUCCAGUGAAGAGGAAGCGGCCUGCACCAACAGUCAGGAAUGGACCCUGAGCCGCUCCGUCCAGGAGCUUCGCUUGGGGGUGCUUGGCAGUCUGCGCAGUGGCAAGUCAGCGCUGGUGCACUGGUACAUGACAGGCUCCUAUCUGGCCGUAGAGUCCCCAGAUGGGGGACGGUAUAAGAAGGAGGUCCUGGUUGAGGGGCAGAGCCAGCUGCUGCUGAUUAGGGAGGAGGCGGGGCCACCCGACGCACAGUUCUGCAGCUGGGUGGAUGGAGUCAUCCUGGUGUUCAGCCUGGAGAACGAGAACAGUUUCCAGGAGGUUUAUCGGAACUACAGUCAGCUGAACGCCCAUCGCAAUAUAGCUGAGAUCCCGUUGAUUGUGGUGGCGACGCAGGACAAGAUCAGUAGCUCCAACCCACGGGUGAUCGAGGACGCGAGAGCCCGCCAGCUCUGCUCCGACCUGCGCCGCUGCACGUACUACGAGACAUGCGCCACCUACGGGCUUAACGUCAACCGCGUCUUCACCGAGGCUGCCCAGAAGAUAGCAGCCAUAAAGAGACAGGCGUCUCUACAAGCCGCCUGCAGAUCACUGCCUAACACCCCCAGUCACUCAGGGGACUCGACUCCGGUGUCUGGUGCCUUUCCAGGACAGGCCAGUAAUGGAGGUCAGAGCAGUGAUUACUCCUCCUCCUUGCCCUCUACCCCCGUCGGCAGCCGUAAGGACCUCCGCAGCAUGGUCCCAGGGGACGGAGGAGGGGGCGCCCCCCAGGGGACGCAGGGCAGCACUCCUCGGCGUCGCCGCUUCCCACACAGCAGUGAUGCAGAAAGGAAGAGUGCUGACACCAGGGGCGAUGUGGGGAGUGGCCGGUCAAUCCCAGUUAAACAGGGCAUCUUAUUGAAGCGCAGUGGCAACACACUGAACAAGGACUGGAAGAAGAAGUUGGUCACACUGUCCAGCAAUGGCAUUUUGUCCUACCAUUCCAGUAUCAAUGACUAUAUGCAGAACAUCCACGGCAAGGAGAUUGACUUGUUGCGAGUGACAGUUAAGGUUCCCGGCAAGCGCCCCCCUCGAGCGGUACCAGCGGGCAGCCCUGCAUCCGGCCUCAAUGGUGUGGUGUCCAGCCCCGAUGGGGCCAGUGCAGGUCCUCAGUUUCCAAGCGGCCUUUUGACGGUAGAAGAGGGGGCAGGAGCAGAACGGGCCUUUUCCUCACCUGGGGUCCAACGAUGCCCAUCUUCUCUGUCCAACAAAGGACAGAGUAUGGACUCGGCCUCUGAGGGGAUGAGUAGCCCCCCCUCUGCAAAAGACACGAUACCUGCCUCCCCGAACUUGAGUGACAAGAAGAAGAAGGGAGAAAGGAGGAAAAAGAGCAUGAACCAGAAAGGGGAUGUGGCAGCUGGCCAAGCGGAGGCCAAGCGCAAAAUGUGGAAACUCAAAAGCUUUGGUAGCUUGAGAAACGUUAGCAGAGCAGACGAGGAGAAUUUCGACUUCAUCAUAGUCUCAAGCACGGGACAGACAUGGACUUUUGAGGCGCAGAGUUUAGAAGCGCGUGACUCUUGGGUCCAAGCUAUCAAUAGCCAGAUCCUGGCAAGUCUGCAAUCCUGCGAGAGCAGCAAGAACAAGGCGAGGAAGAACAGCCAGAGUGAAGCAGUAGCUUUACAGGCCAUCCGGAAUGCUAAAGGCAAUGGUUUCUGUGUGGACUGUGACGCCCCCCACCCAACGUGGGCCAGCCUGAACCUGGGGGCACUGAUCUGCAUUGAGUGCUCAGGCAUCCACCGAAACCUGGGCACACACCUGUCGCGCGUGCGCUCCCUCGACCUUGACGACUGGCCACGCGAGCUGACAUGUGUGCUUGCUGCCAUCGGCAACCACGUGGCCAACAGCGUGUGGGAGGGCUGCACACAGGGGCGGCAGAAGCCCAUGCCUGAGUCUACACGAGAGGAGCGGGAGUCAUGGAUCCGAGCCAAGUACGAGCAGCGGGCAUUUGUCGCCCCUUUGCCUGCUCCCAGGGAGGCUGUAGGGGGCGCCAUGCCCUCCCGGCUGCUAGCCGCUGUCUUUGAGCGCAAUCUGCCUCUGCUGCUUCUGCUGCUCGCUCACAGCACAAAGGAGGAGAUCAACGCCCCCCUGCCAUCCCCCCAGCCUCACACCGCCCUCCAUGCUGCCUGCCAGCUUGCCGAUGUGGUCAUGACUCAGCUGUUGGUUUGGUAUGGCAGUGACGUGAAAGCACGGGAUUCCCAGGGCCACACCGCCCUGACCUUGGCCCGGCAAGCGGGGAGCCAGGAGUGCGCCGACAUCCUGCUGCAGCAUGGGUGCCCCAACGAGAGUCCCCCCGCUGCUGUGACACCUGGUCUCUCCCGUAAGGUUAGCAGCACUAGCCUGAGCCGGUCCACUUCCAGGAGAGGGUUUCUUCAUUUCAGUAGCGAGCAGUAACCCUGCACUGCAAAACGGAUCUUUCGCAGGAGCAGGAAGUUUCCUCUGUGGCAGGCACUGUUUGCACCAGUGUGUGUGUAUGUGUGUCUGUGUGUGUGUUUGUGUGUGUGUGUGUGUGUGUGUGUGUGUUUGUGUGUGUGUGCGUGCGUGCGUGUGUUUGUGUGUGCGUGUGUGUGUGUGUUUGUGUGUGUGUGUGUGUGUGUGUGUGUGUGUGUGUGUGUGUGUGUGUGUGUGUGUGUGUGUGUGUGUGUGCCCGUCUGUCACCCACUUCCUUUCCUUUGUGCAGUAAACUUGCAGCCUUGGUCCUAGGAGGAUGACAUAACAAACAAGGCCUCUUACGUACGACCAAGGGAACAAUGGCGUGGCAUUUUCUGAAUGCAGCAAAAGAGAAAAGAGAGAUAGAAGACAGACUUCUCACCUCCCUCCCAGCGAAGAAGCAAGGAGGUGUUUUGGCAUUUAUGCUGCCGAGACCCAAGUAAUGGGAUGGUAACCCUAACUAGUACUAGAUGGUAACCCUAACUCAGUAGUACAUCAUGUAUUUGCUGAGUCCACUGAGCAAAUGCCGCUGUCCUCUGUGCAUUGGACUAUGAAUCCAGAGGCUUAUGCAGGAAAACGACGCGGGAGUCUAGCAGCACGGACAUCGGAUGGGACUCGGAUGGGACUCGGAUGGGACUCGGAUGGGACUCGGAUGGGACUCGGAUGGGACUCGGAUGGGACUCGGAUGGGACUUUUCAAAGGAUACAAACUGCGAGUAACUGGUCUGAGUCCCUCCGGUGCCACUGCAAAGGUAUCCACAGUAAAAUUCUCUACUCUUCUUUGUUGAUGGAUAAACUAAUGUCAAGCCUCUUCUUAUUUGAUUCUGGUUAUCAAAGAAUUUGUCUCUCAAGCGGUCAGCCUUCGUUCAUUCGCAUGUUAAAUUUUAGAGAUUGUGCACUUUUAGCACCUUUCGGUAGCAGUAGAUCUCUGUGUGUUGGUGUGGGCCUGUGUGAGUAUGUGCGUAGACCUUUUGACAUGUGCCAGUGGAACGUACCAAAACAUGGAGGGGGGCCGCUGAUUAGGUGACCUGGCGAGGCAUCUCCUUCCAGGUGACAUCAUUGUGCUGGACUUGAUGUCACAUUCAGUGGGAAACCCUUUUAGGAGAAGGAUGUUAUUAAGGUCUGGGGUUCUGGUGAGUGAGUAAGCAGAUUACCUGAUGUGAUCUCAAGAUUAUUGCAAUAAUGCCAUUAUUAUAUUGAUGACAUCAGUGUAUAUGUAUAGAAUGUGUGUAAAAUGUACAAGGAAGUAAAGGAGGGAAGUAAAUAUUUGGGUUUUUUAAAAAUGAUAUUUCAGAGAGAAAUCAGGGCAUUACGGUAAUAUGAAGGAAUUACAGUUUUUUAAACUCUCUUCCAAAAGAUUUAUUUAAUUUCCAAAAAUUAUUUUUUCUACAACAAUGACGCUACAUUCCCUUGUAUAAACUGUCAAUCAAAGUUGCGGCGGAUAAUUUAGCAAACUGAAGAUAUUGGACCAACCCAGCAGUAGCCUGGAGAGAUCGGCGCGGAGUUUAACUUGGUGGUGACGCCGCUACAACCUGCUGCUGGGUACAAACGAGUCUUUCUGCAAUGAGCCGCCUCCAUUCUCACCCCACAAGCAAAAUACCAGAGAAUUUCAAUGAUGAGAAACUUUCCCUGGAACUAUAAAAGGUCGCAUAGACAUAUUGACAUUACUACUACUGCUGGUGUUACUAACUGUGUGAAAAUCCUUUGUAGCUGUAUGUAGUGACAUUUGUAUGGAUAUCUAGGACUCGUUUGUAAGUGGUCUGGAUGAUGAGAAACCUAUUUACACGCUUGCAUCAGUUGUGAUGGUAUAGGUGACUCUUUGAUAAUUUCCUAUUCUUUAUGUUAAUCAGUGUUCUUGAGUAUAUGUGUAUUUUUAAAACCCCCCUGAACAUUUCUGCCCCGCCCACUCCUUCCAUAAAUAUCAUUUGGCGUAACCUGAGCUCACAGGGCAGUUUCUGUGACACAUUUGUCUGUCUCCUUCGGACUGCACUUAGACAAGUCCCCCACCACCACCUACAAACAAAGCCCCAGGAUCGUAGCAGUUAGUUCCCCUAAAACAUUUGAUCUUUUUCGCUGGUUUCACAGAACUUAGACAUGCAUACAUGUGCUGUCAUGGACACGCAAAAGACAUGGUGAGAAUGAGAGAAAUAAUAUCGCUUUAGUCUUUGGGGACAAAACAUGCCACAUCAUAGUGAAGACAAUCCGGAGACAUUAUAUUGGGACUUUGUGUUUCUAGUGUGCUGUAUACACAUAAAAGCCUUUUUAAUUUGUAAUGUACAUGGAAACUCUACUAUUAACUCCACUACGGCCUGUUUUGUGUGUGGUUUUAAUCUAAUUUAUUUUUAGGGAUUUUUUUUUUUUAAAUAUAUUUUUAUGUGAAACGUAUCAGCUGUAACAAUGGCGACAGUGUAGAAUGAAAAGGAA
Molecule: messenger RNA, 6829 nt
Organism: Brienomyrus brachyistius
Lineage: Eukaryota; Metazoa; Chordata; Actinopteri; Osteoglossiformes; Mormyridae
Product: arf-GAP with GTPase, ANK repeat and PH domain-containing protein 1-like
Exons: 19
Coding region: 918-4370 (1150 amino acids)
Cellular component (GO): nucleus
Molecular function (GO): protein binding; GTP binding; GTPase activity
Source: RefSeq, a predicted model, not a curated record